Messenger RNA from Batrachochytrium dendrobatidis JAM81, 1253 nucleotides. RefSeq lists its product as uncharacterized. The record is from RefSeq and is a predicted model, not a curated record. The transcript is spliced from 2 exons. NCBI's taxonomy places the organism in Eukaryota, Fungi, Chytridiomycota, Chytridiomycetes, Rhizophydiales. The coding region runs from base 296 to 517 and encodes 73 amino acids.
CAACCACUUUACUAACUGAGUCAAGAAGCAGCGAAAAUGUCCUAAUGCAACCUUGGAGGCAACAAUCACUCAAAUUGACAUUAAAUUUGUCUGGUUAUAUUGAAGGGAAUGGACCAGUCAAGGGGAAUGCCAGAAACUGUCAAAACAGACACUGAAAAGGCUAAAUCAUUCUUAUUGAAAUGCUACACUACGACAUCAAUCUCUCAGUGUGCUGGAUGAGUCGUCGUCAUACAGGUUUACUGGGUUGGAUGCUGAGGAAAUCAAAAACCGGCUGACGAAAUACAUCCGAUUGAAUAUGAAGCAACUCAAAGCGACCGAUGUACUGGCAUCAAAACAAGUAAUGCUGAUAGCCAGGUCCUUGAUGAAACUGCUGGAAACAUUUGGGGAUGGCCAAAAGAGACGCUUCUUGGACUAUGUCAACAGCAGACUUGGCAUCUCCAAAUCAUCUUACUACUACUAUAUGGAGCACUAUGCCUUUAUGGCAGAAUUUACCAGACAUUUGGGUCUCCUAAUAUAAGCUAUUUUUUAGCUGAAUGCAUUCAUCAGAGUUCUGGUUCAAAACUACUGUUGGAAAAAGAUUGAGUUUUGUGAAAGGUUGUGAGCAAUUUGAAGGCUAUUCUAAACAAAAGUCAGGUUCAAAGUCUAUCAGUGAAUUUUUCUAGCAGCUCGAGUCUUUCAAUGCAAUAUCCUAUGCUUUUCCUACCAAAGUUCAUACUUGUAAAGUUGAUCUGAAGACUGUUUUAUUUUUUUGUAGCUUUGAAACAUCGACAAUCUUUUCCAGAUGGUAUAUCAAGUAUUCGAAAGCAUCAUUUGGGUUCUGCAAUCUCAAAUUUUCGGUUUUAACGAGAUCCUCGUCACUCUUGGUUUGCACAGAUAGAGAUCGUUGAGUAGAACCAAUGCCCAUUCGAGUUUCUGUUGUAAGCUUUCAAAAGUAGGUUAAAGUUUCAGUAUUUCUUUCUCUUUAAUAGUAAGAAGCUGCUCCUUUAAAGCCAAAUUUCCCUCCUUGCAAGUUAAAUUCUGGUUCAAAUAGAAUUUCAAGUGGUGCUCUGAGAGUGUAAGCUUCCAUUCUCCAGUUCACAGAAAACCUCGACUUUUCAAUUCAGCCAAUAUUUUGUAAAAUGGCAAAACUCUCCUGAAAACCCUUUGAUUCCUGACUUGAAUCAGCAGUAUUGUUAACGUUUAGUCGACUUGUUGAAAAUUUUGCUGUAUAAUCCGUUAGCCUCUGCUGAAUGAAAAAAUUAAGAAACAUUAGU